UCUUUAUAAUAUUUAUCGUGUACGUGUAUAUAUGCGGCAAUUAGGACUCGCAUAUGUAGAAACAUGUUUCAAAAUGUAUUAAUCGAAGAACAACAGUAGCAGUGCAAUGAUAGAUAUUAAAAAAUUCGUUCUCAGCCGAUAAUAAUAACUAUAUGUUUCUUGAUGAUUUAUUUUCGAAUUCGAUGCCAAUUCGAAAUAUCAUUGUAAAAUGAUAAAAAAUUGUAUGACGACAGUAACUGAGGAGGAGUGGAAGCAAUUACCACUACAAACAUUACUAUAUGAAUGGGCUCGAAGGAAUCUAACCACACCGAGUGACAUGAGUACUGUACUCUCCUAUGUAGGUCUGUUUUUAAUCGCAUGGUAUACAAUAAUAUGGAUCACGCGAUUAGUAUUAGCUCUAAUAAGGCCGAUUUUCUUAGUAGUUUCAGCUAUCGUUGUAUUACGGAUCUUACAAUACUAUGAACCGGAUGAAAUAAGAGCAAUUAUGAUCAAUACGUAUAAUAUAAUUUCGAAUACAAUAGUCAAAGUAAUGAGUAAAUUAUUUUCAAAUGUUUUAAAUCUCAUCGAUUAAAUCUCAUGAGAUUAUAAUCAAGAUAAAUCAUUAUAUGUGUGACUUACACCGCUCCCACAUCGCCCACAUGGACGAUAAUUUAUUGCAAUCUAUUUUAAUUCGAUGUUUUUACAUAUGGGAC
This is a messenger RNA of Glossina fuscipes, 692 nucleotides long. RefSeq lists its product as uncharacterized. The record is from RefSeq and is a predicted model, not a curated record. NCBI's taxonomy places the organism in Eukaryota, Metazoa, Arthropoda, Insecta, Diptera, Glossinidae. Bases 209 to 571 code for a protein of 120 amino acids. The transcript has 5 exons.